Messenger RNA from Colletotrichum scovillei, 615 nucleotides. RefSeq lists its product as uncharacterized. The coding region runs from base 1 to 615 and encodes 204 amino acids. The record is from RefSeq and is a predicted model, not a curated record. NCBI's taxonomy places the organism in Eukaryota, Fungi, Ascomycota, Sordariomycetes, Glomerellales, Glomerellaceae. The transcript has 2 exons.
AUGUGCCCUGCCCUCCGAAACCGGAUUCUCGACCAAGUCGACUGGGACUCCUUGCACGGAGGGCCAGACUGGCGCACCCAGGGCUACCAGCCGUGGUACGCAUCCGACUCCUGCAAGACGGCCUUCAUCAUCCACGCUGAAGGAAAGUUCCCCAAGAUCUGCGGGUGGCCGGAGAAGGAAGAAAGCGACGGCAAUAAGAGCUCUACAACAAGGGAUAAGUCUCAGGAGGCUGGUGGUACUGCAGCUUCACCGAAGGGGUACGGGUGCUAUCGCUGCCACACAAUCAAGCCUGAGGCCGCCUUCGAGAAGCUGCCUGACUACUUUGUCGUGUCGUCUGAAGGUUGUAUCGUCGGGCGGUACGCCGGCAAAGCCGAUGGUGACAAGGAGCAGUCGAGGCUUCCGACACUGCGGAAUGGGGAAGGUCUCUUACGUCGCUUCUGUAUCGAGUGCGGUGUUAGGGACGGUCUGUAUGAGAAGAGGAGGCUCAUCACGUCGUUGACGGAAGAGAGGUGGUCGGUUUGUGACUGUCGGCGUCUGCACUGGGUGCCGUCGAACGAGUCGUACAUUGAGUGUGAGCACUGUCUGGUGAAGAGUGCUUUCAGACCUCCGGUGUGA